CUGGGAUAAUGGUAUAUAUUGCGUUUAAUUUCUUUCCGAGAACCAUCGAUUCGAUUGGCCGUCCCCAUUCUCCCAAUACAAACACAUACUGUUCUGCUCCUUGACCACCUAGUACUCAAAUCAACACCACACUUCACCACACAAUUGAGUCAAUCUCGUCAGCACCGACCACUCUGAAUUACAUAACGGCACAACCAAUUAUAUCAGUCAAUAUGUAUAUUCCGAAGAAAUCCAUCAAUCACUUCCUCGCUAUCCACGACAUUGGCAUCUCCGACGCUAAACGCAAGGCCUUGGAAGACGGAAUUAAGGGCAACCUACAAAUGUCCCUCCCUGCGGCGCUCGUCAUGAUACUGCUCUGUUUUAUCUUCUUCAUGCUCUUAGCAUUCGGGGCUAGUUUGCUCGUGCAUUAUCUUGAGGGCCGGUAUAAUCCACCAGCGCCACCACAAUACUACUACGGAGAUAACCGAAGAAGGUUGCCCGAACUGCUCGACUCUGCGGACCAGACAGACUCGCUCCCUCGGUAUGAGCGCGAGGAGCCUACUGAGAGACCACUUCUUGAUUUCGAAGGAAGUACACCGCCCCCCGCCUACGGCACCGUCUUCCACAUUCCUGCGCCAUGUAACGACGACGAGGACCAUCCAGCAGAUUCGUCAUCAGAGCCUCUUCGCAACUUCCCUCUCGCCUAA
Messenger RNA from Colletotrichum godetiae, 686 nucleotides. RefSeq lists its product as uncharacterized. Lineage: Eukaryota; Fungi; Ascomycota; Sordariomycetes; Glomerellales; Glomerellaceae. The coding region runs from base 213 to 686 and encodes 157 amino acids. The transcript has 2 exons. The record is from RefSeq and is a predicted model, not a curated record.